AAUAAAACUGUUAUUGUUACAGCUGGAAAGAAAAUUGGAACUCUCGCUUUCCUUGAAGCUCGCCAUCCAUGAGGUCUCUAUACAGCAUCACAACGUAUAAUCCCUCUCCUGUCCCCAAUUCCGUCGUCAAAUCCCGAGACCCCUUCUCUCCAAUUCAUCCCUCUACUCAUUUCUUCAAUAAACCCAGUUCAAACCCACCAAAGAGCCUAAUUCUCUGCACCGGAAAGAGAAAGAAAUGGGUCAUUGGGUCCGUGGCAGAGGACAAAGAAUCGGUUCCGGUGAAGACUACCCAUUCAGACCAACAAGAGGAGCCUUUGUUCCCAACUAGCUCUAAGGAUUUUGCAGCUCCUUCUUCUUCUGAAGAGGAAGUGGGAGGUGAUGAUGAGAAGAGGUUGAUUAGUAAGACGAUUAACGCAUCAAUUGUUCUUGGAUUUGGUACGCUUGCAGUUACUAAGCUGCUCACGAUUGAUCAUGAUUAUUGGCAUGGUUGGACACUAUUUGAGGUACUACGAUAUGCACCAGAGCAUAAUUGGGUUGCAUAUGAAGAAGCCCUUAAAGAAAACCCUGUUUUAGCCAAAAUGGCUAUAAGCGGGAUUGUGUACUCAAUAGGAGAUUGGAUUGCACAAUGUUAUGAAGGAAAACCUCUUUUUGAGUUUGACUUGACACGCAUGUUCAGAUCAGGUCUUGUUGGUUUUACUCUCCAUGGGUCUCUUUCUCAUUACUAUUACCAAUUCUGUGAGUCUCUUAUUCCUUUCCAAGAUUGGUGGGUGGUCCCUGCUAAAGUUGCAUUUGAUCAAACAGUAUGGGCAGCUGUCUGGAACAGCAUCUAUUAUGGGGUUUUGGGUUUUUUGCGUUUUGAAUCCCCUGCUAAUAUCUCGAGUGAACUAAAAGUAACAUUUUGGCCCAUGCUGACUGUAAGAAGCUCUUCUAAUUUCCUCUAGACAAAUUUGCAUCCAAGUAGUUCUUUGUUUGACGGGCUUAUUUACAUGCUUGUUGCCCUUGAGUUUAUCUAACAACAAUGCAGUUUAGUUAAAUGACUGGUCAUUGUGUAGUUCAUCACAUAUUCUCUUCAAGUUUUACUCUUGAUUAAUUAUUCCUUCAAUAAAAAGUGUUAACAUUAGAGAUUAUGUAUUUAAUGCAGUUCAGUGGUGAUUUCUAAUUCGAUCAGUUGCUUUCUAACUCUAAUACCUGGAAGAUUAUAGGUUCAUGGUUGGAAGUCUGGUCUAUGAACUGGAUUUUGGUUUUCCUUCACACCUCUUUGCCAAACCCCAGCAAGAAAAAUAUAACAUCCUCAUCCAAGAAAAAUUUAUAUAAAUGAGAAAAAAAAUGGCAUUGAAUAUAAUACAACUCUGAGUGUCUGGAAGGAUUUUGUAAAUAGCUUUGUGGUCAUGGCCUAAGAAAAAAAAAAGAAGCUUUGUGGUCUAUUUAAGUGUUUGAUGAUGAUAUGAACUGUAAAAAGACUAUUUCCUUUUUAUGGUAUGUGCCGAGUGCUUCAAGGACUUAUAAAUAGUCUAAUGGUCCAUUUAGGAUGUAAUGGCAACUUUUAUUUCUGCUAGGUAGUUUUAUUAAAGGUUUUGUUCCUCUGCCUAUUUUCUGCAAUGUUGAUGACUAAUUUAAAUUAGACUCUUGUGUUUGAUCAACUUGCAAUUAGCCAUCUAUUUAUUGGAAUCUGAUCUGAUGGCAAAAUGAUUUGAUGUAAACAAUUACAUGACAGGCAGGGUGGAAGCUCUGGCCAUUUGCUCACUUGAUUACCUAUGGUGUUAUCCCUGUUGAGCAAAGGCUUUUAUGGGUGGACUGCAUUGAGCUUAUCUGGGUAACAAUACUGUCAACUUAUUCAAAUGAGAAAUCAGAAGCACGAAUAUCAGAGGCUACAGUUGAAGCAGACUCCAGCUUAUUAAACAAUCCUCCUAAGCAGGAAUCAUGAAUUGGAAAACCUGCCACUUAGCCAACAAGAUCCUAAAUGUCAAUGUUUGUUUCUCUAAAGCAAAACAGUGAUUAGGGGGGAUACAUACAGUAGAUGUUCAGAAUGCAGAACCUGAGCAUGGAAGGACAUUUUGUGGUCAUUGAUAUACAGAAUAUAAUAGCUCUUCUCACAUGUAUAUCUGUUCUUCAGGUUCAUAUUUAGCACAUAAAUGCAUGAAUUAACAUUUUAUCUAGUAAAUUAAAAAAACUCUUGCCAGAUUUGACUGGAAAAUAGCAUCAACCCAAAAUUUUUGAAUAUAUACUCAUAUCGGCCAGGCAAUGUUCAGGAUAACAGAACUCCCUCUGUUCCUAUUUAUCAGUUGAAAGACUGUUUGGAAACAAACAAGGUUGAAAAUGUCAAUUUUGGGUCUAUUUGGUUAUUUGAUUAUUUUGGGUGUAAAUAAAACUAUGAUCUUUUA
Rubroshorea leprosula is the source of this 2381-nucleotide messenger RNA. NCBI's taxonomy places the organism in Eukaryota, Viridiplantae, Streptophyta, Magnoliopsida, Malvales, Dipterocarpaceae. The record is from the annotation of a GenBank genome assembly.